Molecule: messenger RNA, 630 nt
Organism: Closterium sp. Naga37s-1
Lineage: Eukaryota; Viridiplantae; Streptophyta; Zygnematophyceae; Desmidiales; Closteriaceae
Source: the annotation of a GenBank genome assembly
AUGCCCAUAAUGGCGAUAAUGGCGAGAAUGCCUGCCGAACUGGGCCCAGGGGGCGGAUCAGUGGUCCGCUCUUUUGCCCGUGGAGCCGUCGCUCUCAUCUUCGUCAUCCGACCAAUCCCCGCCUUAGCGGGUUGGGGCUUCAUUAUCGUCGGCGGCAUCACCUUCCUCGCCGGCGUCUUCGGCGUAUUUUUCUCAGGCCGAUUCGGCUGCUGCGGGAUUCACAUCUUCCUGCACGCUCUCUCCAUCGCCGGAACAUGCGCCACGGGCAUAAUCGCCGUGGUCAAGCCCGACACGCUUGCCAACGACAUGCAACCGACCAUCGAUAUGGAUAAGGCCCAGAGUCUUGUGCUCGUCGAAGGCGGGAUCAUGCUCGCGCUUUUCACGCUCCAGCUGCUGCUGAUUAUCCUCACGUGCUGCGCGCAGUCCUGCGGGUGCCUGGACGUGGGAUACGAGGAGCUUGACUCUGCAUCGGCAGCGAAAAAAGCGGCAGCGGAGGCGAUUAAGGAGGAGGAGCGCCGCGCGCGGAUUGAGUCGUCGAGCGCGCAUCAGCUGGCGCAGAAGAUGAAAGAGAAAUACGGGAUGGUGGCAGGGGGCGGCAAGAAGAAAUCAGAUUACGAUCUUGAGAAAUGA